Messenger RNA from Labrus bergylta (ballan wrasse), 2586 nucleotides. It is a transcript of the gene muc13b, whose product is annotated as mucin 13b, cell surface associated. The record is from RefSeq and is a predicted model, not a curated record. NCBI's taxonomy places the organism in Eukaryota, Metazoa, Chordata, Actinopteri, Labriformes, Labridae.
UGGUACAACAGUCCCAACAGCUCAAAAACAACGGCAGCUCCAGGUGAUCCAUCGACAGCGCCUAAAGUAACAACGGCAGCUCCAGGUGAUCCAUCGACAGCGCCUAAAGUAACAACGGCAGCUCCAGGUGAUCCAUCGACAGCGCCUAAAGUAACAACGGCAGCUCCAGGUGAUCCAUCGACAGCGCCUAAAGUAACAACGGCAGCUCCAGGUGAUCCAUCGACAGCGCCUAAAGUAACAACGGCAGCUCCAGGUGAUCCAUCGACAGCGCCUAAAGUAACAACGGCAGCUCCAGGUGAUCCAUCGACAGCGCCUAAAGUAACAACGGCAGCUCCAGGUGAUCCAUCGACAGCGCCUAAAGAAACAACGGCAGCUCCAGGUGGUCCAUCGACAGCGCCUAAAGUAACAACGGCAGCUCCAGGUGGUCCAUCGACAGCGCCUCAAAAAACAACGGCAGGUCCAGGUGGUCCAUCGGCAACACCUCAAGUAACACCAGAUGGUCCAGCUACAAAACCACCAUCAACACCAGCUCCAACAAAACCAGUUCCAGUUCUAGACCCUUGUGAGUCAAACCCAUGCGGCGGAGGUAGCACCUGUGUACCUCGUUUCAAUCAAAUGUUUGAAUGCCUGUGUUUGCCUGGUAGAGUCUACAAUAAUGACAGCAACACUUGUGAGAGUGCCAAGGUUUUCCCUGGACAACUGACCCUGGCAAAAGAGUACAAUCCAAACCUUGCAGACCCCACAUCAGAAGAUUUUCUGAGUGUGUCUAAAGACGUUGUUACAGAGCUGGACAAUGUUUUUAAGUCAACUCCUGGCUACUCUAAAUCUAUAGUGCUGAAACUGAAGCCCGCUAUUAGUGUCAGAGUGUGGUUCAGGGCGACGCCAGGUAUCUUGGCUGAAGUAGAAAACAUCUUUGAGCCAACAGCUACCAUUGAAGCUAAAACAAUUACAGAAACAUUGAAAAAGGCGAUUACAGAGUCAACUGAAGGUUCUCUCCUGAAUGGGGCAGAUUUUAAAGAGGCUGACCUGUGUACUUCAAAACCUUGUGAUGUGAAAACCACAGAUUGCACUCCCAAGAAUGGAUCUUUUGGCUGUUCAUGUAAGGACGGCUACAUUAAGACGAGCUACAGCGACAGAGUAUGCAUUGCUUGUCCCAGUGGGCAACAAGCUGGGACCAGUGGUUGUGUCGAUUGUACAUUUGGUUAUUCUGGCUUAAACUGCAAUGAAUCAUGGCAACUUGCGCUGGUAGUCGUGUCUGUUGUUGUAGGAGGACUGCUGCUCAUCUCAGGCAUUGUUAUGGGUGUAUUGGCAUGCAGACCUGCCAAGAAGAGCUCCAAGAAAAUGAAAGAUGCAGGCACGGCAAAGCAUAAUGUCAGCAACUUUUCUGCAAAAGCACCAUUGGUCAACAGCACAGCCAACAGCCGAGCACCCUUGGUGAAUGGAUCAGCCAACGCCUAUGCUAGCGCCGGGGUGCCUAGAAUCCCCCGGGCUAUGACAACAAGCAGCCUGGACCACAGGACCAACCUGGAGAUGACUCCGAGCAGCAGCCGGCAAAACCUGGUCCCUAAUGGGAGGAACGCGCGGCUCUAUGAUGACCCUGACGACAUGAAGCCAUACACACAGGCUCGACCCCAGAACAACCCCUACGCCCAGGCUCGACCCCAGAACAACCCGUACGCCCAGAAUCGCCUCCAGAACAACCCGUACUCCGCCAAGGAGGGGUACACCAACCCUUACGUCACCAAUGACAAUGGAAGACGGUUAUAUUAAUAAUGGUUGUUCAACCAUCCCAAAUAACACAACCUCUUUAAUUCCUCAUUAUGGCAUUAUGUAUACAGAAGCAUGAAUUAGAUGUCCUUUCACCACAAUGACUCGCAGAGUUUGAAUGUAACUGUGAUCAAUUAUAAGCUUCCAACAGUCAUUUCAGUUGUUUCCAUGACACAUCUACUGAACAUCUUCCUUUGGGAUUUGGAAAAAUGCAGGCCUAUUCAAAGGUGUCAGUCAAAUCUGAAUUAAACUCAGGGACCAGUAUAUUUAAGAUAUAACUAUUUUGUCCAGUUAAUAUCUUGCUCGUCAGUGAAUUUACUAGAUAUCACUUUAUAUGUCAAAUGUUUACGCUGUGUCAUUAUGUGUAACUCAUUAACUCAUCUUAUUGUGAAGGAGACGAGUUUCUUAAAGUCUGAUCAAAUAUUGUUCAAGUGUUCAUUAUCUAUCUGUCUGUCUGUCUAUCUAUCUAUCUGUCUAUCUAUCUAUCUAUCUGUCUAUCUGUCUGUUUGUGUAAAAAGUUUAUUAUAUUAAGAAUGUUUGUUUUUCUUUUUUGUAUUUCUAAGAUAUAUAUAUAUUGUGUCAAUUUUCAUUUUGAUUAAUACUUAAGUAUUAUUCAACACCAAUAAAAUAAAGUUAUAAGAAAUAUUUGAUGGCUUAUUGUACUGCUACGUGUAAUGUUAUACACUUCUUAUAUAAGAUAGUCAUGUACGGAUGUAUUGAUCAAACAUCAAUAUUUCAAUUUAAUGUAUUUAAUCAAUAAAUAUGUCUUAUGAAUGUGAAAGCAUAAGUGAUUAUUUGAAUAAAUUACUAUCUCCAUUA